AUGGAGACUAUCGAGGUGAAUGAUUCUUUGUUUGGGUUGGAGGCCGAUUCUAAGACUGCCUACCUUAAUGCCUUAAAGAAUAGUGAGAAACUGUGGUACAAAAAAUCGAGAAUCAAAUCGCUGAGAGAGGGUGACCACAAUUCAAAAUUCUUUCACCUUUCUACCUUGAUAAGGAGAGCAAAGUGUCAGAUUUGUGGCCUUAAGAAUGAUGCAGGGGCGUGGGUGUCUGACCCAGGUGAGGUGGCAAACCUUAUUUAUGAUUUUUAUGAGAAGUUCCAUAGGGCGGUUCCUCUUGACAAUCACUUGGAACUGCUGGAUGUGAUCCCCUCUUCGAUUGGAAACAUGGACCAGUUGAUGUUGGAUGCCAUUCCUGAUCUGGGGGAGAUUAAGGCUGCAGUGUGGGACCUAGACCUGGAUAGCUCGCCAGGUCCGAAUGGUUUCCAAGGGGUAUUCUUCAGGCAUUGUUGGGAGAUUAUUGAGACUGAUGUUUGGCGUGCCAUCAUAAACUUCUUCAGAGAAGGGGGUCUGCUGCCUCGCCUUAUCUCUGAGGAACAGGGCACUUUUCAGAAAGGAAAAGUAAUCUUCUCCAAUAUCUGUUUGGCUUCGGAGUUAGCUAAUCUGAUGCACAAGUCUGUGAGGGGUGGUGGCAUUGGUUUGAAGUUGGACAUCUUAAAGGCAUAUGAUUCCCUCUCUUGGGAUUUCUUCUUCAAUGUCUUGAGGAAAUUUGUGGCUGCAUCAACUUCUUUCCUCUACGUGCAUCUUGGUCUUGGUGAAUGGUAUGUCCAUGUGUUGAAGGAGUUUUUGGUGAAAUACCAAUGUUUCACAGGCCAAAGAAUCAACCUUGACAAAAGCAAACUCUUCUGUGGAGCUAUCAUCCCUUCGAGAAAGCGGAGGAUCUCGGACGUGCUAAAUAUCCCUCUUUGCUCCCUCCCAACGAAAUACCUGGGUGUUGACAUCUUUAAAGGGAGGGUUACUAUUGCAAUGGUCCUUCCGUUGGUGGAUAAAUUCAAAAGUAGACUUUCUGGGUGGAAGGGUAAACUCCUAUCCCUCGCAGAUAGAGUGGAACUUGUGAAAUCGGUCAUGCUUAGCAUCUCGGUGCACAACUUUUUGGUAUAUUGGUGGCCGUCUUCCCUGGUUUCUCUCAUGGAGAAGUGGAUCAGAAACUUCAUCUGGGCCGGUGACAUUGAAUCGAGGAAACUUGUUGUGGCUAAGUGGGAUUUGCUGUGUAGACCAAAAUCAGAAGGUGGUUUGGGCAUCAGGAAACUGCGUGAUGUGAGCUCAGCCCUUCUUUGCAAAUUGGAGUGGUCCAACAAGCACGAUAAUAGUAUGGUCAACAAGUUUUUGAGAGCCCGCUAUAUGGAUGGAAAUGGGUCCCUUAAAACCCCCUCUUCUCCCUCUUCUCCCUCUUCUAUUUGGCCUGGGAUCAACAAGGUUUGGUCUGUGGUGCAGCGCAAUGAAAGAUGGAUCAUCGGCGAUGGGUCCUCGAUUAAGUUUUGGAAAGACUACUGGUUUGGGAACACCUCCAUUCCCAUGGCAUCCAGCCUUCUAGAGGACUGGUUUCAUGAUAAAAAGGCAAAAUUCUCUGAUAUCAUUAAGGACGCCUCUUGGUCUCUUCCUUAG
This is a messenger RNA of Telopea speciosissima, 1620 nucleotides long. RefSeq lists its product as uncharacterized. The record is from RefSeq and is a predicted model, not a curated record. NCBI's taxonomy places the organism in Eukaryota, Viridiplantae, Streptophyta, Magnoliopsida, Proteales, Proteaceae. The transcript is spliced from 3 exons. Bases 1 to 1620 code for a protein of 539 amino acids.